Messenger RNA from Saccostrea echinata, 1761 nucleotides. Its product is annotated as serine hydroxymethyltransferase-like. Gene Ontology annotation, molecular function: glycine hydroxymethyltransferase activity; mRNA regulatory element binding translation repressor activity; mRNA 5'-UTR binding. NCBI's taxonomy places the organism in Eukaryota, Metazoa, Mollusca, Bivalvia, Ostreida, Ostreidae. The transcript is spliced from 8 exons. The record is from RefSeq and is a predicted model, not a curated record. Gene Ontology annotation, biological process: protein homotetramerization; folic acid metabolic process; L-serine catabolic process. The coding region runs from base 50 to 1471 and encodes 473 amino acids. Gene Ontology annotation, cellular component: cytoplasm; cytosol; nucleus.
UCGAAAGCACUGGGGUGGCGGGAAAUUUUUUAAGGAAAAUAACGUAACCAUGUCCAAUCCUACAAUGAAUGGAGGUGGAGACCACACAGAUCUCCAAGCAGACAUUUCCAUUGAUGACCCUGAAAUGUAUAACUUGAUAAAACAAGAAAAGGAGCGACAGAUGAGAGGACUCGAACUCAUUGCCUCAGAAAACUUUACGAGCAAGGCUGUUCUCCAGUGCUUAGGGUCCUGCCUUACAAACAAAUAUUCAGAGGGUCAACCAGGACAAAGGUAUUAUGGAGGGAAUGAAAUCAUUGAUCAAGUAGAGGUCCUAUGCCAAAAACGAGCCCUGCAGGCCUUUGGGUUGUCCCCAGACAAGUGGGGAGUUAAUGUUCAACCUCUCUCUGGGUCCCCUGCUAAUUUUGCUGUCUACACAGGAGUUGUUGGUCCCCAUGGUAGAAUCAUGGGUCUUCAUCUUCCAGAUGGUGGACAUCUUAGUCAUGGAUUCAUGACUCCUUCUAAGAAGAUAUCUGCCACAUCAGUGUACUUUGAAUCCUUCCCAUACAGAGUUAAUCCAGAGACAGGAUUAAUAGACUAUGACCAGCUUCAUGAAAAUGCAAAGCUCUUCCUUCCUCAUAUGAUCGUUGCAGGAGUGAGCUGCUACUCUAGACAUCUGGACUACAAACGAUUUAGGGAGAUCGCUGACGAGAAUGGAGCCUAUUUACUUGCCGAUAUGGCUCAUGUUAGUGGUCUUGUUGCUGCCGGACUUACCCCCAGUCCAUUUGAAUAUUGUGAUAUUGUGACCACAACAACACAUAAAACCCUUAGGGGACCUAGAUCAGGGAUGAUUUUCUACAGGAAAGGUGUUAGAAGAGUGAAGAAUGGAAAAGAGGAAAUGUAUGACUUGGAGAAGAGAAUUAAUGAAGCUGUGUUCCCCGGACUCCAAGGAGGCCCACAUAACCAUCAGAUUGCAGGUGUAGCUGUGGCAUUACAACAAGCAAUGAGACCAGAAUUCAAAGCAUACCAACAACAGGUCAUCAAUAAUGCACAGGCUAUGUGUAAAGUAUUUAUUUCUAAGGGAUACACUGUCGUAUCAGGUGGGACAGACAAUCACUUAAUCCUGAUUGAUCUGAGGCCAAAUGGUAUGGAUGGAGCCAGAGCUGAGAGAGUUUUAGAGUCUGUUAGCAUUGCUUUGAACAAGAACACCUGUCCAGGGGAUAAGAGUGCACUCAAACCAAGUGGACUCAGAAUAGGAGCACCUGCUCUUACAUCCAGAAACUUCAAAGAAAAAGACUUUGAACAAGUAGUAGAAUUUAUACACAAAGGUCUAGAAAUAACGAAAGAGGCAAUGCAGGGGUGUGGUCCACUACUAAAGGAUUUCAAAGCCAAACUAGUCGAAGAUCAAGUGAUAAAAGACAAGAUUGCCAAUCUACGCAAGGAAGUGGAAAAUUUUGCUCUCCAAUUUCCCAUGCCUGGAAUUGACAACUGGUGAAUAUUAUUGCUCCAAGAGAGACUGGAAUUUUAUUUUUAAUCCAGAGAUUAUUGAAUCUUAAACUGUGGGACAUAAUACUUUUACAGGAGAAAAUUUAGUGAAUGGACUUUUGAACCCGUGACAGGCAAAGAGGGAAAUAUUUGCUUGUGAAAGUUGGAGACAUUUUCUGUACAUUCAAAUAUUUAUGCAUCGUUCUGUUUAGGAUAUUUACUGUUCUGCUUUGCAUCAUGUAAUUGAUUAUGCACUACCAGGAUUCAUAAUUGUUGUAUAAUAAAUUUAAGUAAAUCUUU